CUUCUUACAGUUACAAGCCCUAACACUCACUAACAGCCCUCCCUAACACUCACUAACGGCCCUCAACUUCUCUGCCCAACAUCACCUUCACAAACAGCUGCUGCCGCACCAAGCCUCACCGCCAAGCUGCCGCCACCAAGCAAGGUCCUUGCCGACCAUCACCUUCACUUCACAGCCCUCACAAACGGCCAGCCACAAACUUAGGCUUCACCCCUCUCAACAGAAUCUUCGUAGUCUCUGUUGAGAAGUUCUUGCCCUGAGCUCUAAUUUCCAAUGAAGUUUACAUGUUUGGGCAAAGGUGGUGGUUUCCAUUACCCACCAUGUCACAUGCUAGAAACUUGCGGAUUUAGGAUUUUGUUUGAUUUCCCAUUGGACCUUUCAGCUCUUAGAAUCUUCUCUCCUGUUCCUACUUGUUUUAGUUCUUCAUUGGAUGAAGAAACUCCCUCUUGUCUAGGAUCAGAUUGCCAAAAGGGAGAAGAAAAUGAAAAACCCCUGAUUGCCAAUGAUUUAAUUUACGCAGAGCCUUGGUAUAAAACGGUUAAGAACUUGCACUUGUGGAAUGCCGCUUUCAUUGAUGUUGUGUUGAUCUCAAGCCCAAUGGGUAUGCUAGGACUGCCAUUUCUUACUCGAAUGAAGGGUUUUUCUGCUAAGAUUUAUGCAACUGAAGCAACUGCAAGAGUUGGGCAACUUAUGAUGGAGGAGCUUGUCUCAAUGCAUAUGGAAUUGAGACAGAUUUAUGGAGCUGAAGAGUCUGAUUUUCCUCAAUGGAUGAAGUGGAAAGACCUUGAACUUCUUCCUUCUGCAUUGAGAGAGAGAAUUUUAGGCAAAGAUGGGGGAGAACUGGGCGGAUGGAUGCCCUUGUACAGUGCAGUUGAUGUGAAGGAUUGCAUUCAGAAGGUUCAAGCACUUAAAUACGCAGAGGCAACCUGCUACAAUGGAACAUUGGUCAUAAAGGCAUUCAGCUCGGGUUUGGAAAUAGGCGGAUGCAAUUGGACGAUAAAUUGUACAAAAGGAGAUAUUGGAUUUAUUUCAAGCUCCAUCUUUGUAUCUGGUCACGCAAUGGAUUUUGACUACUGUUCACUUAAAGGGAAUGAAUUGAUACUAUUUUCAGAUUUCUCAUCCUUGGAUGCAACAGAAAACCUUGACAAUGAUUUCUCUGUUCAGAGUAUUAAUGAUUUGUCACCUCCCAGAAACAACUCCAAUAACUGUGAGGAAUUUACCAGAUCUUUGUUAGCUGAAGAUAAUUUAGAGGAAAGGGAGAAACUAGCCUUUCUAUGCUCAUGUGUUGUUGAUUCUGUUAAAAGUGGUGGUUCAGUCCUUAUUCCCAUUAAUCGACUUGGAAUUGUUCUGCAGCUGUUGGAACAAAUAUCAGAUGCACUAGAUUCUUCAAAUAUGAAGAUUCCCAUAUAUAUAAUUUCUUCUGUAGCUGAGGAGUUAUUGGCUUUCACAAAUAUCAUACCUGAAUGGCUAUGCAAACAGCGACAAGAAAAACUCUUUUCUGGUGAACCAUUGUUUGACCAUGUAAAGCUCGUGAAAGACAAAAAGCUUCAUGUAUUUCCAGCAGUUCAUUCGUCUGAACUAUUAAUGAAUUGGCAGGAGCCAUGCAUAGUAUUUUCUCCUCACUGGAGUUUGCGGCUUGGUUCUGCUGUUCACUUGCUUCAACGAUGGUGUGGGGAUCAGAACUCUCUGCUUCUGCUAGAGAAUGGAGUUGAUGCAGAGCUGGCACUAUUGCCUUUCAAGCCCAUGGCAAUGAAGGUUCUUCAAUGCUCGUUUCUCUCCGGAAUAAAGUUGCAAAAUGUUCAACCAUUGUUGGAGACAUUACAAGCCAAAUUUGUUCUGUUCCCUGAGGAAUUGAAGCAGAUCAGUUUCUCAAAAGCAAAUUCAUUCUCACUGUUAUGCUACUCCGAGAAUGAAACAUUACAUAUACCAAGAUUGAAGGAGAGCUCAGAAGUAGAUAUUGCCAUGGACUUGGCUUCACAGUUCCAUUUCAAGAAGUUGAAACAAGAAAACAUUAGUGUCACAAGGUUAAACGGGGAGCUUUCUCUAUAUCAUGGCAAACACCGGUUGCUAUCUGGAAACAAAGAGACUAGGUUAAAAAGGCCACUGGUACACUGGGGUUCGCUUGAUGUGGAAAGCCUUCUGACUGCACUAUCAAGAAUGGGGAUUAAGGCAACGGUAGAACAAGGUAUGAGUGAUUGUGACCGUGAAAACGUUUCUUUAGUAAAUGUCCAUGAACCUGGUAGGGCUUUCAUAGAAAUAAAGCCAGCAAGUACUGUGAUCACUGCUGGAGAUGAAAAUUUAGCUUCUCUUAUUUUUGAAGCUAUAGGUAGUAUUGUGGAUGGUAUUUAGAGGAUUAUAAUUUAUAUUAGCGAUUUUUUUAGAGCUUCCAUGUUCGCAUGAUCUCAUUAGAAAAUACAUAAAAAAGAAUUGUAAUUAAUUAGCAACAGUCUAUAUCAAACUUGUUGUAGGAUCGGAUUCCUCAUAUAACCCUAUGUUUUCUAUUA
Molecule: messenger RNA, 2504 nt
Organism: Ziziphus jujuba (common jujube)
Lineage: Eukaryota; Viridiplantae; Streptophyta; Magnoliopsida; Rosales; Rhamnaceae
Exons: 12
Coding region: 274-2349 (691 amino acids)
Biological process (GO): snRNA processing
Cellular component (GO): integrator complex
Source: RefSeq, a predicted model, not a curated record